Molecule: messenger RNA, 264 nt
Organism: Phytophthora sojae
Lineage: Eukaryota; Oomycota; Peronosporomycetes; Peronosporales; Peronosporaceae
Exons: 1
Source: RefSeq, a predicted model, not a curated record
CAAACUUCUACACAAGAAGCGCUCUUCGAAAAUCCGAAUUCAAAUACGGCGGACGGGAUUGUUUUUCGCGUGCGUAAUGAUAUGGUGGUUGGUACCGUUCCAGCACAAUUCCCCCAAGUCAUAUCUCCCUCGGAUCGACGAAUCAAGACCAACAUCGAGGACGUGGACGAGGAUGAUAUUCUUCAGCGGUUGCAGACGCUUGAAAUCAAACAGUAUCGAUACACAGACGAAUGGAGACGGAUUCGUGGCAUCGAAGAUUCGGUU